Messenger RNA from Amphiprion ocellaris (clown anemonefish), 4075 nucleotides. It is a transcript of the gene kdm4ab, whose product is annotated as lysine (K)-specific demethylase 4A, genome duplicate b. The transcript has 23 exons. NCBI's taxonomy places the organism in Eukaryota, Metazoa, Chordata, Actinopteri, Pomacentridae. Bases 178 to 3747 code for a protein of 1189 amino acids. Gene Ontology annotation, cellular component: nucleus. Gene Ontology annotation, molecular function: histone H3K9 demethylase activity; histone H3K36 demethylase activity. The record is from RefSeq and is a predicted model, not a curated record. Gene Ontology annotation, biological process: chromatin remodeling.
GCAUGCGUAGAUCUGGUAAUGGAGGAUAGUGAUCUACUCACAGGGGGCUUAGUUAGCAAGCUGUCUUUUCCCUGUUAUGUUCCCAGCCACCGCUUCCAUUGAUUACUUGGUAUUUUCAACACAAGGGACAACCUCUGAAUCAACCGAGAGCAGCUGGAGCAGCCAUUAAGUUUUGGGAUGGCGUCAGACGUGGUUUCCCAAAACCAUGGUACCAAGGGGAUCAUGACUUUUUACCCCACUGCUGCUGAAUUCAAGGAUUUCAGCCGCUACAUUGCAUACAUGGAGUCCCAGGGAGCACAUAAAGCAGGCCUGGCCAAAAUUGUCCCACCAAAGGAGUGGAAGCCCAGAAGUUCUUAUGAUGACAUUGACAAUUUGAUGAUACCGGCACCCAUUCAGCAGGUGGUGACAGGCCAGUCAGGUCUUUUCACGCAGUACAACAUUCAGAAGAAGUCCAUGGCUGUCAGAGAGUUUCGCAAGAUUGCCAACAGUGACAAGUUCUGUAGUCCACAUUAUGAUGACUUUGAGGAGCUGGAAAGGAAGUACUGGAAGAAUGUGACAUUUAACCCUCCCAUAUAUGGGGCAGAUGUCAAUGGAACCUUAUAUGACCCAGAUGUCAAAGAAUGGAAUAUUUGCCACUUGGACACCAUUUUGGAUACUGUGGAACGUGACAGCGGCAUCACUAUUGAGGGUGUUAAUACACCUUACCUGUAUUUUGGCAUGUGGAAGACCACCUUUGCAUGGCAUACGGAAGACAUGGACCUCUACAGUAUCAAUUACUUACACUUUGGAGAACCGAAAUCAUGGUACUGUGUUCCUCCAGAGCAUGGGAAAAGACUAGAGCGUCUGGCUAAAGGGUUCUUCCCUGGUAGUGCUCAAAAUUGUGAGGCCUUUUUAAGGCACAAGAUGACUCUCAUCUCUCCUUCGAUACUGAAGAAAUAUGGCAUUCCAUUUGAAAAGAUUACUCAGGAGGCUGGUGAGUUCAUGGUAACUUUCCCCUACGCCUACCAUGCUGGGUUCAACCACGGCUUCAACUGUGCAGAAUCCACCAACUUCGCCACAGAGAGAUGGAUCGAGUAUGGCAAGCAGGCUGUUUUGUGCUCAUGCCGUAAAGACAUGGUGAAGAUUUCCAUGGAUGUAUUUGUGAAGAAAUUCCAGCCAGAUCGCUAUGAACAUUGGCUGGCAGGGCGGGAUGUGGUACCCAUCGACCACUCACGGCCCACUCCGGAGGCUAAGGAGUUCUUGGGCGAGUCGUUCAAUGACAUCACCAGCAGCAGCUACAGUAGCUCCAUCGAGGGCUGUUGGGAGGAUGGAGAGCGGAAGAGCACUACACAAAGGAUAGAGACCAAGAGACACCGUGUGUAUCUGGAGUUGCCCGAAGAGGUUGUUCCCAAAGAUGAAGAUGAUGAUGUUGUAGCGCAAUAUGGAAAGCGUCCCAGGCUAAGUCUGAUACCUCCACGAAAUACUUCACAAGAUGGCAAGAGAAAUAAAGGCCCACCAAAGUUGGUUGUCACACCAACCAAGCUCACAUUAAUGGAUCCAUUUCACAGGGGCCUGACCCAAAGUAACAGUGACGGAGGCCGCCCUCCUCAUUAUACCAAGACUCGCGCACCUGCAAUCUCAUCUCAGUCUCAGCACAGAAACGGACAUCUAUCGAUUUCAGUGGCACCUAUGUGGACAGAAGUUGCAGCUCAACCUGCCCGCAAAAUGGGGGUGGCAAGCCUGCUCUUCCACAGGACUCUCAGUCCAAAGGACACUCUUCAAGUGCACAGCUACACCCUGGAAAAGCAGCGGCAGCCUCACACACAGCUCCAGGUGCACAGCUAUGCCAGAGAGCACCAACCCCGUCAUCUCCAGCACAAAGCCUGCACACCAUCACACACACAGGUUCAGUCGUCAUCUCAAGCCCCAAGCUGCGAGAGAACGGAGCCUCAGAUGGAAUCUAAAAUUGUUGUUACCAAAGUAGCACAGAAUGAAUCAGAAGCACAGAAGCCUGUGGUGCAGGAACAAGAGGAGACCAAACCCAAAGUGUUGAUACCCGUUGAAAGUCAAGCAGGAGUGGAGAAGACGGAAGUCGUACCAACCGUCACCUCUGCUCCCCCUCAUACCCAAACACAGUCUCAAGACUUAAGCAAUGAGAAGAUGGAGGCUCCCAAGAACAACAAGCGAAAGAGUAACCAAUGCCCCCUUGCGGAUAAUGGCAUUAUCCUCCUGAAAGACACCAUUCCUAUCAGCAAACCAAUCCAAGAUGAGGUGAAGGUGAUUCCUCAGAAUCAUCACCAGGUGUCAGAAGAGCAGUCAUACUGCAAGUCACUGGUGUCAAAGCAGCAGCAGCAGGAAGAAGAGCUCUGUAAACUGCCUCGCCAUCACCCUCUAAUCAGAGAGCUACACAGUGAUGAUGAUGUGUAUGUUGAUGUGGAGGUCGAACAAGAAGAGAAAGAGGAGUGGGCAAAACCGCUAACCCAGCUGUGGCAGUGUCGACCAUAUAACCCCGAGGCAGAGAGGAAAUACAACAAAAGCAUGGGCCAACAGGCUCCUUACUGCUCCAUCUGCCUGCUCUUCCACACUUACCAUCAGUCUGAGUCUACUAGCGCUAGUUCCACUUUGACAUUGGUGAACCGUCCAGGGGGGCAACAGUGGUCCAGACCUCUCAUUCCUGAAAUGUGUUUCAACACCCAAUCCAACAAGACGACUGAUAGCGGGGAAGGACAGCUAUCUAACCCUCAUGUAGCAGAAGACGGGACCAGCCGACUGGUCAGCUGUGCUCAGUGCUGUGUCCGUGUACAUACAAGCUGUUACGGUGUGUCUGGGGAUGAAGAAGAGCUGGACGACUGGCUGUGUGCCCGCUGUGAGGCUGAUGCUAUCACUGAGGACUGCUGUCUGUGUUCCCUGAGAGGUGGAGCUUUGCAGAGAGCCAACAACGACAGGUGGGUUCAUGUGCUGUGUGCCAUCACUGUGCUGGAAGCUCGCUUUGUCAACAUCACCGAGCGGAGCCCCAUUGACCUCUCUGCCAUCCCACUGCCACGCUUCAGACUGAAGUGUGCAUACUGCAGGAAACGGAUGAAGAGGGAGGUGAAGGGCUGCUGUGUCCAGUGCUCUCAUGGCCGUUGCUCCACAGCAUUUCACCCCACCUGCGCUCAGGCAGCUGGUAUCCUCAUGCACCCAGAUGACUGGCCGUUCGUAGUCUUCAUCACCUGCCACAGACACAGAACACCAGUCAUACCUGAGCGCAACAAGGCUUCCAUGCGAGAGCUGGCAGUGGGUCAGAAGGUGAUCUGUAAAUACAAAAACGGCCGUUAUUACCACAGCGACGUGGUGGAGCUGACCACCGCUACAUUCUACGAAGUGGUGUUUGACGACGGAUCAUACAGCGACAACCUCUUCCCUGAGGACAUUGAGAACCGUGACUGUGUCCGCCUCGGUCCACCCUCGGAAGGUGACGUCGUUCAAGUGCGAUGGACAGAUGGUCUGAUAUAUGGAGCCAAAUUUGUAGCAUCGCACUCCAUCCCCAUGUACCUGGUGGAGUUUGAGGAUGGGUCCCAAAUCACAGUGAAACGAGAAGACAUCUACACUCUAGAUGAGGAUCUGCCCAAACGAGUCAAGUCACGAAUGUCGGUGGCAUCAGACAUGCGCUUCGAGCUCUUCGCACAGAGCGACGUCAAACAGAACUCCAAAAGGCAACGGGUCAUCAACUCUCGAUACAGGGAGGACUACAUCGAGCCCGUCAUCUACCGAGCCAUCAUGGAGUGAUUUCUUUUUCCUGCUUUCCACCCUGUCAACCCACCACAGAGAGCCAAAGGUUUUCAUUUCUUGGUCUGGCUUCUCUGUUUCUGGCUACUGCUAAUAGAAAUGACCACCCCUGCUCCUGUUCUUCCACGGUCCGUCGGGCUCCAUAUUUAUAAACUACGGCUGGGACUUUAAAUGACUUUUGUGUGCAUUGAAUAAUAUUCUUAGACCUCCAUUUCUCACUACACUCUGUAGAUUGUUAUUUUUUUCCUCCAUUUCAUCAUUUCUUCUUUUUCUCAGGAAGAAGCCAUCAAUGAAUUAUUAAAAAUUGGAAAAGGUUGGACUAUCUUAA